AUGGGAAAUACAACCUCAAAAAUUGACUUUCAUACAGCUGUUACUGAAAUGAUAUCAUCUGGUAAUGUUACCUCAUCUGAAAAAUUUUGGAAUCAUUAUUCAUCAUCACCUACAACAAUUUUAAUAAAAGAUAUUUUUAUAAAUUUUAAUGGAACAGAUAUAAGAAAAUUAAGAGAUGAAUCACCAACCAAUUUUUCUGUUAUUGUAUGUAAAGCUAUAAAAGUUAUAACUAAAGAUACAAAAAAUAUAUCUAUAAACGACCAUAAAAAAAUUCUUAAUUCAAUACAUUUUUUAACAAGAAUUAUUCCAUUUAUGUAUGAAAGUGAUGAAUGGAAAAAUUUUUUUUGGACAUAUGAAGAUGAAACAGAAUCAUCACAAAAACCAAAAACAAUUGCAUCUAAUUUGGUUACUGCUCUUUCAAAUCUUUUGUUUGUAAUAGAUUUCACUGUCAAAAAAGUAAGUGAUGAGGAAUGUAAUAAUAGUGGAAAACAAGUAAUAGAUACUUGUGAAUAUAUUUGGGAAGCUGGAGUUGGUUUUACUAAUAAAAUGGGAGUUAAUGGAUAUCAUGAUGAGAAUCGUGUUUCUAUCUUAAGACUUCUUUUAGUAUGUUUCUCUGAAUUUCUUUAUUUAGAAUCAACAGAUAAUAAUCGAAUGAGAUGGGUGACUUCUUUUACAUCAGCUGAAAAUAAACAUGUUUUACCUAUAUUUACAUCAUUGCUUAAUAUUAUUUGUGCAUAUGAUCCUUCUGGAUUAGGUGUUCCCUAUAACUAUUUACUUUCAUCAGAUUCACGUGAACCAUUAGUUUCAGUAUCUUUACAAUUAUUACUUGUCUCAUUAGAUAAUGAUUCAUCUAUAAAAGACGAUGAAACAGGGUAUACAGAUAAUUUAUUCAUCCAAUAUCUUUCAAGGAUUCAUAGAGAGGAUGAUUUUGCUUUUAUGCUUAAGGGAAUUACAACAUUAUUAAAUAAUCCAUUACAAACAACAUAUCUACCAAAUUCAGUAAAAAAAGUUAAUUUUUACCAAGAAUUACUUGUUUUGUUAUGGAAAUGUUGUGAAUAUAAUCAAAAAUUUAUGUAUUAUGUUUUAAAAACUAGUGAUAUACUUGAAAUUUUAGUACCAAUAUUAUAUUAUAUAAAUGAGGCUAGAACAGAUCCUACAAAAGUAUCUUUUAUACAUAUGGGAAUAUUUUUGAUUCUUCUUUUAAGUGGUGAAAGAAAUUUUGGUGUUCGUCUUAAUAAACCAUACAUUUCUAAAUUAUGGAUGGAUUUACCAUCUUUUAAUGGGACUCAUGCAGAUCUCUUAAUUAUUGUUUUUCAUAAAUUAAUUACAGCUGGCAAUCAUAGACUCCAAGUCAUUAUCAAUGAUGUUUUCAAUAAUAUUAUCCAAUAUCAAUUUGAUGGAAAUUCCAAUUUAAUUUAUACACUCAUUAGAAAAAGACAAGUUUUUUAUGAGUUUGCCAAUAUUAAUUCUGAUUCAGUUUUUAUUAAAAAGAAUAUUGAGAAAAAGAAGAUAAAAGAUGAGAAGAAAAAGGCAGAAGAAAAAAAUAAAGAAACAUGUAAUACAGAAUUAAUAAUUAAUAUUAUGUCUGAGGUUGAUGGACCAGCAAAAAUAACUCCUGAAAAUGAUAAUAUAGAAGAAGAAUGGAUACCAACAACGGAGUGGGUGGAUUCAUGGAAAUCUAAAAUCCCACUUCAAACUAUUAAUCGUUUAUUGCAAGUUUUAGUACCACAAGUAGAAAAAAUCUGUAUUGACAAAGGAUUGACAGAUGAAAAAGAGAUUUUAAAAUUUCUACAAAAUGGUACUUUAGUUGGAUUACUUCCUGUCCCGCAUCCAAUUGUUAUAAGAAAGUAUCAAGCUAAUGCAGGAACAAAAAAUUGGUUUAGAACAUACAUGUGGGGUAUAAUAUUUUUACUAAAUAAUGAUCCCCCAAUAUGGAUACUCCUUACUUGA
This is a messenger RNA of Strongyloides ratti, 1950 nucleotides long. RefSeq names its product Protein HID1. The transcript is spliced from 7 exons. Bases 1 to 1950 code for a protein of 649 amino acids. The record is from RefSeq and is a predicted model, not a curated record. NCBI's taxonomy places the organism in Eukaryota, Metazoa, Nematoda, Chromadorea, Rhabditida, Strongyloididae. Gene Ontology annotation, cellular component: Golgi trans cisterna; membrane; Golgi medial cisterna.